CUUUAUAUUUUUGGGGCCUUAAAUAUUUGGGGCGUAAGGCAAGAGCUUCACUUGCCUUACCCUAGAGCCGCCCUUGCUGAGUUGCUUGGCAUCAUUCAGGAAAAAUAUCGGAUCUGACCGUCAAACAAAGUAAAAGAUGCAGGAUCAGGAAGGGCAUGUGGCUGAUGCAGGAAAAGACACAUUGACAUCUGUUCAAACAUCUGAAAUUGAAGAUUGGACAAAAUACAAGGAUGAUGAUAUUAUGCAACAGCAAUCUUCCAUCCAGGCUGAACAAGCUGUAAAAACUCAAUUUGUUGGUGAUAAGGAACCUUUGUCUUCAUUAGAAGCUGAAUACCAUCUGGGAAAUUCAAUUUUGCUGGAGAAAAUAAAGGUGCUGAGUGAACAAUAUGCUGCCCUUAGAAGAACACGUGGAGAUGGAAAUUGCUUUUUCCGCAGUUUCAUGUUUGGUUACCUUGAGCACAUUCUGGAAUCACAAGAUCAAAGUGAAGUUCAUCGCAUUAAAGCUAGUAUUGAGGAAUGCAAAAAGACACUUCAAAGUUUGGGCUACGCAGAAUUCACAUUUGAAGACUUUUUUGCGUUAUUCCUCGAGCAACUCGAUAAUGUUCUUCAAGGUAGCGAAGAUUCCAUAAGUCAUGACGAACUCCUACGCAGAAGUCGUGAUCCGUCCAUUUCUGACUAUGUUGUGAUGUUCUUCAGAUUUGUAACAUCUGGUGAAAUAAGGAAGCGCUCGGAGUUUUUCGAACCAUUUAUACUAGGACUAACAAAUGCCUCAGUGGAGCAGUUUUGCAAGUCAUCAGUGGAACCCAUGGGCGAAGAGAGUGAUCAUGUGCAGAUUAUAGCCCUAUCAGAUGCGUUGGGUGUACCAAUCCGUGUCGUAUAUCUUGAUAGAAGCUCAUGUGAGAAUAACAGCAUCAAUGUAAAUCACCACGACUUUGUUCCUACAAGCGAUGACAUGGGUAAUAAUGGUGUUCCCAAGACCACAAAUCCAUCUAUUACCUUGCUCUAUCGCCCAGGACAUUACGACAUUCUCUACCCCAAGUGAUGUUCUUCAUUUAGUUUGUGAAAACAAUCUCAAUGAAAACUUGGCUCAUUCACUUUGGCAUGUAUGAUCAAUGAGAAUAGAAACUUGUGUGUUUGUUGAUCAGUGCAGAAUUGUAGAUAAGCGGAGCUUUCUUUAUCCAUAAAUUUGUCUGUGCAAAUUUCUUUACAUUUAUGAAAUAACUUUCUCUAGUA
Messenger RNA from Nicotiana attenuata, 1233 nucleotides. Its product is annotated as ubiquitin thioesterase otubain-like. NCBI's taxonomy places the organism in Eukaryota, Viridiplantae, Streptophyta, Magnoliopsida, Solanales, Solanaceae. The transcript is spliced from 9 exons. The coding region runs from base 137 to 1042 and encodes 301 amino acids. Gene Ontology annotation, biological process: protein K48-linked deubiquitination. The record is from RefSeq and is a predicted model, not a curated record. Gene Ontology annotation, cellular component: nucleus. Gene Ontology annotation, molecular function: cysteine-type deubiquitinase activity; ubiquitin binding.